UGACGUACAGACCAUCAAACGUGUAGUGUCAGCAACUAUUGAAAUUCCAAACCAAAGGCAAAGAGUGAUGCCUAUAUAAGGUUAUUAAUAAGAGAGAAGCAUCCACCAUCUUCAGCACCAAUGAAACCCAUGAAUCUUCUAACUUUACUCAGCUUCCUCAGCCUUUGUGUUUCUCUAUUACCCUCCUUUGCAGUCUCAGCAAUUCUAUUUCAGGGUUUCAAUUGGGAUUCAAGUAAUAAAGGAGGAUGGUACAACUCACUGAAGAAUUCUAUACCUGACCUCGCUAAUGCUGGAAUCACUCAUGUCUGGCUUCCUCCUGCUUCUCAAUCUGCUGCUCCCCAAGGAUAUCUGCCUGGAAGGCUAUAUGAUCUCGAUGCCUCAAAAUAUGGAUCUAAGGAUGAAUUGAAGUCACUGAUUGCGGCUUUCCAUGAGAAAGGAAUUAAAGUCGUUGCUGACACAGUGAUAAACCACAGAAGUGCUGAGAAGCAAGAUGGGAGAGGAAUAUGGUGCAUCUUUGAAGGUGGAACUCCAGAUGGACGUCUUGAUUGGGGACCAUCCUUCAUUUGCAAGGAUGACACAGCCUAUUCUGAUGGCACAGGGAAUCUUGACUCUGGAGGGGACUUUAGUGGUGCACCUGACAUUGAUCAUCUUAAUCCACAGGUACAAAAAGAGUUGUCAGAGUGGAUGAAUUGGUUGAAGACUGAAAUUGGAUUCGAUGGAUGGCGUUUUGAUUUUGUGAGAGGAUAUGCCGCCAAUAUUACAAAGAUUUAUAUGGAACAAACUAAACCAGAAUUUGCAGUUGGAGAGAAUUGGGAUUCCCUUUCCUAUGGGAAUUAUAGCAAGCCUAAUCCCAACCAAGAUGCACACCGUGGUGCGUUAGCUGAUUGGAUUCAGGCUGCUGGUGGGGCUGUCACUGCCUUUGAUUUCACAACCAAAGGGAUUCUUCAAGCAGCUGUGGAAGGAGAGUUAUGGAGGUUAAAGGACUCUAAUGGGAAGCCACCAGGGCUGAUUGGAAUAAAGCCAGAAAAUUCUGUUACUUUUAUUGAUAAUCAUGAUACCUGGUCUCAAAAGACUUGGCCAUUCCCCUCUGAUAAAGUCAUGCUGGGAUAUGUUUACAUUCUCACCCAUCCUGGGACCCCAACCAUAUUCUAUGAUCACUUCUUUGAAUGGGGUCUAAAGGAUGAAUUAAGCAAAUGGAUUGCGAUUAGAUCAAGGAAUGGGAUCAACACCAAAAGCACUGUGAAUAUUUUAGCGUCUGAAGCCGAUUUAUAUAUGGCUAGGAUUGAUGACAAGAUCAUUAUGAAGAUUGGGCCAAAGUUGGAUCUUGGAAACCUUGUUCCCUCAAAUUUCCAGGUUGUUGCCUCUGGCAAAGACUACGCUGCGUGGGAGAAAAAGUGAAGACUAGAAACGACUUUUUACAAAAUCAGAAUGGUUCAUGGAGCCUAUUAUUGUUAGUUUGUUACUAACACAUUUGUCUCUAUGAUGAGUGUAGUGUAAAGAUCUAUAUAUUGAUAGAAUAAAAUUUUACAGAAGCUUAUAAUAGAUCAA
Messenger RNA from Quercus robur (English oak), 1548 nucleotides. Its product is annotated as alpha-amylase-like. Gene Ontology annotation, biological process: carbohydrate metabolic process. The record is from RefSeq and is a predicted model, not a curated record. Gene Ontology annotation, molecular function: alpha-amylase activity; calcium ion binding. Lineage: Eukaryota; Viridiplantae; Streptophyta; Magnoliopsida; Fagales; Fagaceae. The coding region runs from base 121 to 1398 and encodes 425 amino acids. The transcript is spliced from 4 exons.